AAAGGAAGUGUAGCAGCCAUCGGAAUUGAGUUUAAGGCAACAGUACUGUCAAACGGAGAUGAUGUUGGCCAAUCUGUCUGCCGUGAUCCGUGACCCGUUGAAUUCCAGAGUCAAACAUACGUCAUCAAACCGCGCUGUGUUUGCUUGAAUGAACAGCUCUAGGUGUUUCACAAUAAUUAUUAACGGUAAGGCUAAAAUAUGACUGAAGCUAAGAGAGCCUUCUCACUGGUGUGGGACCAUUUCACCCUGGUGAACCCCAGGAAAGUCCAGUGCUCCCUUUGCUCUCAGUGCCUCAGCUUUAACAAGAACACCUCGGCCAUGCUCAGACAUCUGCGGUCCAGACACCCCAGUGAGGCUUGGUACAACACCAGUAAUCCUAGUUCUGGAGUCCUGGCCAUGUUCCCCAACUGUUCUGGAACCCUCUCCACAUUCCCUAGUGGUUCUGGAACCCUCCCUGUGCUCUCUAACAGCUCUGGAACCUUCACAACGUUCUCGAAUACUGUAGGACUCAGCUCACCAUUGACCAGUUCAACUGGGAUCAACCCAACUUUAAGUCCCAACAGUUUGACAGCACACAGUGGCUUAGCCUUUUCCACCAGACAAGAGGACUUGGAUGACGCCCUCAUCAACAUGUUAAUCAAAGACUGCCAGCCAUGCUCAUUGGUGGAAGACGAAGGAUUCUCUGCUUUUGUUAUGAAGCUUGACCCAGAUUAUGUCCUCCCCACUAAGAAGGCCCUGAAGACCCGGGUGGCUUCACAAUGUGACAUCAUCAAUGACAGUGUGGCAUCAGAGGUGGAGCGUGCUGACUACAUCAGUCUGACAUCAGACACCUGGACGUCCACAAGCAUGAACACCUAUGUCUCAGUGACGGGCCACCUAGUGACGGAGGCCUCCCAGCUCUGCACCUUCCUGCUGGGGGUCUGCAGGCUGCCAGAAAACCACAAGUCUGUCCACCUGGAAGAGGCUAGGAACCAACUGGUGGCCAGCAGGGGACUCCACAGCAAAGUAGCCGCCUUUGUCACAGAGACCAGCGAUAACAUGUCCACCAUGCUGCAGAAGCUAGGUGUCCUUCUGCUGCCCUCUUUUGCUCACGUGCUGAACCAGGUAGUGAAGAUGUCCAUGGAGGCCACCACAGAGCUGCAGGAGAUCCGGUCGCAGGCUCGGACUAUCGUGGCGUUCUUCAAAUCCAACCCUGUGGCCAAGGAGCGCCUAGCUGCGGUCCAGAAACAGCUUAACCGCCCUGGCCAGAAGCUGCUACUGGAGGUGGAGUCCAGGUGGAACAGCUCCUUCUCCAUGCUGCAGUGCCUGUUCCACCAGCGCGAGGCUGUGGCAGCAUCCCUCAGCACUCUGGACACAGACAUCAGCCCCCUGGGCUCGGCGGACUACGAGGUCAUCCACCAGUGCCUGGGCGUGCUGGACCCCUUCCACCAGGCCACUGGAGAGCUGGCCUCAGAGAGGCGCGUCUCUGCCUCCAAGAUCAUCCCUCUGGUCCGCAUGCUGAGGGUCAUCCUGAUGGAGAAACGCUCCGCCUCUGUCCCCAGCCACCCCACAGCUGCACAGCUGUCCUCCCACCUGCAGAGGGCGCUCCAGACCAGCUGCGGUUCAGUAGAGUCGGAGCCCGUGCUGGCCCUGGCCACCCUCCUGGACCCACGGUUUAAAGUGCUGGCAUUCGGGAACCCUGGCUGUGCUCAAGAUGCCGUCAAGCAGCUGACUUCCGAGUGUGCCGCCCUCAUUAGGGUCAACUCUGUCAAGUCCCAGUCGUCACCGUCCAAGGCUUCCGCCUCUCCCGCUUCACCCGCCGCCAAACACACCGCCGCCUGGACGAUGGAGACGGCCGCGGACGACGCCACGGCAACGCCAGCGAGGCUCACAAGCGAGCUCGGUGGUGCCACCGGUUGCCAAAGUGGGGGGUUGUGGGAGAUGUUCGACAGCAAGGUCGGCGAGACGCAGAGCGUCCAGAGCAGCACGGCCGACGCGGCGGUGGAAGUGCAGCGCUACCUGAGCGACACCUACCUGCACCGCGGGGAGAACCCCAUGCACUACUGGGAGAGGCACAGCAAGGUGUACCCCCACCUGUUCAGCCUGGCCAGGAAGUACCUGAGCGUUCCCGCCUCAACCCUGCCCUGCCACCGCCUCUUCACCAAGGCUGGGGAGGUGUUCAAUAAGAGGAGGAGUUGUCUGAGUAUGAACGCCGUGGAACACAUCAUGCUGCUCAACGAAGGGCUGGUUUAACCUCUUGUGUUCAGUUUGUGAGUAGGUAGUCAGUCAACAGGAUACUGUAUCGAUUUAUUUGAUUGUAACCACUAGAGGGCAGCAUUACAAUGCCUUACUGAGCUAGUUCUACUGAUUUAUACUGUUGGUUGUCAAGAACAAAAUAAUUAUUACUGCUAAUAGUUAUGUACUACUUGUGACUUAAUGGGCCUAUACUACGAAGCAGGAUUUGGGGUUAGCGAAGGAACUUUGGGUUUAACCAUGGGAUAAAUGAUCAGAUGAGUAUCAUCCUGAAACAGAGACUGAUUAAAACAUCCAAAGCCUUGUACUUAUUGACCUUAUAAGAUUAGUAAAUUGGCCUAUUUAGCGGUUUGAAUUGUUUUUAUGUGUGUUCUGUAUUUGCUCCCAAGACCGUUUUAACACCGUCAUACAGCUGAAAGAAGGGGGCUAAACAGCAUAAGAAUACACGUAAGGAACACACUAAUUUAAUGGAAUAGGCUACACAAUUUAUUUGUCAGCUUUCCUUUGGCAACAGCAACGGUGUAAUAUUGAACUUGCUUCGUAGAAUAGGCCUCAGGUCCAAUUUAGCCUGUUUACAGUUUUAUUUAAUGAUGAUAGUAAUAUUUAUAGUGCUGCUACAUUAAUCUUUACAUACCGUGUAUCUUAAACUUGAUGUGCAAUAACAAAAUGUAACAGUAAAUUGUCUUUGAGUGUACAGAAUACAAUCUAAGAAUGUGUCUUUGAUCAUUUGCAGGUUAAAUAUUGACACAAAGACUAUCAAGAAUUGUACAUGCACAGCAUGUGAAGGGUCUAGUGCUGUUAGCGCAUUAUGUUAUUAAGUCUAGCAGCUCAGUAUAUCUAAAAUGUCCUCAUGUGAACAGAUAACUUGUUACCAAAGAGUAAUCACAGAUCAAUACGGCUUUGUCUAUUGAUACUCGAAUCAUAUUUCAUAAAUCACAGAUUAAAUUGUCCUGUU
This is a messenger RNA of Osmerus eperlanus (European smelt), 3187 nucleotides long. RefSeq names its product zinc finger BED domain-containing protein 4-like. The coding region runs from base 199 to 2232 and encodes 677 amino acids. The transcript has 5 exons. The record is from RefSeq and is a predicted model, not a curated record. Gene Ontology annotation, molecular function: DNA binding; protein dimerization activity. NCBI's taxonomy places the organism in Eukaryota, Metazoa, Chordata, Actinopteri, Osmeriformes, Osmeridae.